Aspergillus costaricaensis CBS 115574 is the source of this 2001-nucleotide messenger RNA. Its product is annotated as fungal specific transcription factor domain-containing protein. The record is from RefSeq and is a predicted model, not a curated record. Bases 6 to 1844 code for a protein of 612 amino acids. Gene Ontology annotation, cellular component: nucleus. Gene Ontology annotation, biological process: DNA-templated transcription. The transcript has 3 exons. NCBI's taxonomy places the organism in Eukaryota, Fungi, Ascomycota, Eurotiomycetes, Eurotiales, Aspergillaceae. Gene Ontology annotation, molecular function: DNA binding; zinc ion binding.
CGAAAAUGUCCCUAUCACCCACUACGCCUAGAUCUUCAAGACCAAUUACAGCGAGUCGCCCACGCCGCGUGCGAAAGCCCAUUAGCUGCGCACCGUGCAGGGACUCGAAGUUACAAUAUGACCAGCAACAUCCGUGCGCGACGUGUCGGCGGCGGGGCCUUGUGCCAUCGUAUUACUAUCCCAAUACUUCACGUACUCCUGUACGAGCUGGCUACGGGCAUGAAGCAUUACAAGACUUUGAUACCAGCCAUUUACUAUCACCAAGCCAAGUUUUAAUCCCUGAUAACCAAGCUGAACCAGAGGGACCCGCAAGCAAGAGACAUGCGCGGUGGGAAGCGAUUUUCAAAAGAGAGGUUAAUCCACUGUGUGAUUCUCCAGUCGCUGUAAGUUCAGAGCAGGGCCAGAUUACAGAUAAGAAAGUGUGCUUCCCAUUUCAGUUCGGGCCUUCUAUUUCCAAAGAACAUAUCCUAGCCACCCUCCCGCCGAGGGAGUCUUGCGACUUCCUUAUCUCCCAGUAUUUCCUACAACUGUCACCACUAUUCCACGUUCUACACGGUCCAACAUUCCAAAGACAGUAUAAUGCAUUUCUCAAGAACCUAUCCAGUGCGGAUCUUGCAUGGGUAGCUCUACUCUUCACUGUGCUGUCCAUGGUGCUGAACACAUUAAAGGAUGAUGACGUUCCCCUGGCAGAGCGACUGUGGCUGCAGCAGCUGCAGUAUACCAGUCUGCAGGGAAUUGCAUCUCAAUAUCGCAAGUCAGCGAUGCUUUGCCUGUCCGAGGAUAACUUUCUUAUUCAGCAUUCCUUAAAUACGCUCGAGGCACUUCUCAUCCUCCUUUACAGAAUUAGUCACAAUGAUGGCGUGGAGCAGACCUGGGCACUUCUAGUAGGAACGGCCCACAACAUCGGCAUCACCCUCCGUUGCAACCUAAAAGCCAAGCCACUAGCCAUGAGCUACAUCGAAUUCGAGCGCCGCCGGCGAUGCUGGGCGGGAAUAUGUCUGUUACACACAUACCAGGCGAUCCUCUUCCGAGACAUCAACAUCUCGUUCCUCCUCGACAAACAGGAACAUGGGCUCUUCCCCGCAGACGUCAACGACUCAGACAUCCACGAUAACUUCAUCCGGCAGCCAUCCAGUCAGCCUACACAGAUGUCCAUGAUUAUGUUCAAGCUCCGCCUCUUUAAACUAUCCAGCCGGAUCUGUCAGCGCUUAUCAACGCCACUGGACGAGCACACUCUGAUACAAUUCAACACGGAGAUCGCAGCCGAACAGGCACAGUGGGAUAAGAAAUUUCUCAUAGACGGGAAACCUAGCAUCCUUGACAUAGCCAGCUACGCGCACUGGUGCAUCCUACAGCAGUACGCGCACCAACUGUACCUCCUCAUACACCGCUCCUUCUGUACACGACAAUCUCCCAGUAACCCUGAAAGACAAAUUGACUCCCAAUUAAAAUGCAUAUCUUCCGGCGCAGCCCUCCUCGAGAUCCAGCGCCUCUUCUUCGAAGUGCCCCGGCUGCGCCAUUACCGGUGGUACGUAUACGGGAUGACGAGUUUCUGUGCGCUGCAUGGGGCGGUCGCGCUUGCAAGUUGUUUGCUUAUGCAGAGCGCGGAGUUCGAUUCAAGUGUUUAUCAUGAGGCGUUUGAUGCGGCGGUUGUGAGGAUUGAGAAGAUUAAGAGGAGGAGUCCGAUUUGUGUCAAGGCGUUGCCGAUUUUAAAGGGUUUGCAGAAUAAGCUCCAGCCCGAAAAGGCUCCGGUACUGACGACGGCUAUCGGGAUAGAGACGAAUACUGUUCCCGAAGAGUGGGCCGAGACUCUGCCGUGGUUAAGUAUGGACAUGAUCAACUAGAUAAGUAUAUCGCACUCGGAUUUCAGCAUCGCAGUGUCUGACUCUAUACCUCCCAUAGGACGUUUGGCAGGAUAUAGUGGAUGGGCCGGCGUAGCAUGCGUACGGAAGGGUUAGAGGGUAUAGUUCUAGCACGGUACUCAGCAUCGAGCUAGAGUGG